AUUACAGGUAGCGAUACGUUUCUGGUUAUUUCAGCGCUGCCCGGACGAAUUACACUUGAGCCUUUGCCUUAUUUAAGAGGGAGUAAAAGAUAUUUAGCUACUAAUCAACUGGAAGUUAACCAUUGUGUAUCCAUGUGUGGGAUAUGGGCUCUGUUUGGGAGUGAUGAAUGCAUGUCUGUACAGUGCACAAAUGCCAUGAAGAUCGCUCACCGAGGUCCUGAUGCAUUUCGAUUUGAAAAUGUGAAUGGAUUUACCAAUUGCUGCUUUGGAUUCCACCGACUCUCAAUAGUAGACCACUUAUAUGGUAUGCAGCCUUUGCGAAUUAAGAAAUACCCCCAUCUGUGGUUGUGCUAUAAUGGAGAAAUAUACAACUUUCAUCAGCUGAAGAAGUAUUUUGGAUUUGAGUAUCAGACAGAAGUGGAUGGAGAGGUACUUCUUCACCUUUAUCACACAAUAGGAAUUGAAAAAAUGGCUUCCUUCUUGGAUGGUGUGUUUGCAUUCAUACUGUUGGAUACAGCUAGUUGCAAGGUGUUUUUGGGAAGGGACACAUAUGGUGUUCGACCUAUGUUUAAGCUACUGACAGAUGACGGAUUUCUGGCGGUGUGCUCAGAAGCAAAAGGACUCAUUAACAUUGUGCAUUCUAUGGCUACUUCUCCUGAAAUCAUUCCAUUCCCCCCUGGGCACUAUGAAGUAUUUGAUAUGAAAGCAAAUGGAAAAGUUGCAUCCAUGGAACUAGUCAAAUUUCAUCACUGUAAGGAUGAGCCACUGCAUGUGGAGUAUGACUCUUUAGGCAAACUGCCCACAGAUUUUGACUUGGAUACUAUUAAAAGCAACAUUCGCAUCUUAUUUGAACAUGCUGUGGAAAAGCGCCUCAUGGCUCAGAGGAGAAUUGGCUGUCUAUUGUCAGGAGGUUUGGAUUCCAGCUUAGUAGCUUCACUAUUGGUAAAAUUUGCUCGAGAAAAGAAAUAUAAAUAUCCUAUCCAAACAUUUUCAAUAGGCAUGGAAGACAGUCCAGAUGUAAAGGCUGCUCGAUUGGUGGCAAGUCACAUUGACAGUGAACACCAUGAAGUAACUUUUACAACCAAAGAAGGACUUCAGUCAGUUGAGGAUGUGAUUGUGUGCUUAGAAACUUAUGACAUCACAACUGUGAGGGCAUCAGUUGGGAUGUAUCUAGUGUCAAAGUACAUCCGGGAAAAAACGGAUAGCACUGUGAUUUUCUCUGGAGAAGGUUCAGAUGAACUUACACAAGGUUAUAUGUAUUUUCAUAAAGCCCCUUCACCAAAAGAAGCUGCAGAAGAAAGUGAACGUCUGCUGAAGAGUCUUUACUUGUUUGACGUUUUACGUGCAGACAGAACAACAGCUGCUCACGGUCUUGAAUUAAGAGUGCCAUUUUUGGAUCAUAGAUUUACUUCUUACUAUUUGUCACUGCCAGAAGAUCUGAGGAUUCCCAAGAAAGGUAUUGAGAAGUAUCUGUUGAGGGUUUCCUUUCAAGACGCUACCCUUCUUCCUGAAGAAAUACUUUGGCGAAAAAAGGAAGCUUUCAGUGAUGGCAUUGCAUCAGUUAAAAAGUCCUGGUAUACUUUACUGCAAGAGCACAUAGAUAGCCAGGUAAGUAGCAGCCAGUUGGAAAAAGCUCCUGAAAAGUUUCCCUUCAACACCCCAAAAACAAAGGAGGCCUAUUUCUAUAGAGACAUCUUUGAGAAGUAUUAUCCAGGCCGGGAGAAGUGGCUUCCUUAUUACUGGAUGCCCAAAUGGAUCCAUGCCACAGAUCCUUCUGCCCGCACCCUUCAGAUAUACAAACGGAAAAGUAAAAUGAUGGAUCAGGAAGAAUCUACCUAUUCUGAUUAACAUCUGCACUUGUUCCAGUCUAGAUGAUCUAAUUCAAGUUCCUUCUGCUUCCCGACAAUUUAUUAUUGAUUAAUCUGGGCUUAGUUUUAAAAUGUUAUUAUCACCUAUUGGAAAAAAAAGCUCAGUACUAAAUUAAUGUGUUCUUUCUUUCUUUCUUUCUUUCUUUCUUUCUUUCUUUCUUUCUUUCUUUCUUUCUUUCUUUCUUUCUUUCUUUAACCUAAGCAGUAUCUGCAGAGGAGUUUGCACAUUCUCCAAGUGUCGUCUUCAGCACUCUGAUUUUCAUUUCAUAUUCCCUUAGAUGUGUGUGUUACUGCGUAAGACUGACAUGGUGAAACUAAUUGCAAACUCCCAUCAACAACAUUAACAGCUGAGCUGUGCCAUUAAAUUGAGUAUCUGUAACAGUAUACAGACAUCCUGCACCUCCUGAGGUUGCUUCUGUACUGGUAAAUCUCCCAGACGUCUGUCAGGUUCAGGUUUAUACAGUGUACUUCACUUCAUCAAUCUCAUGGCACAGUACAUAUUUCAAUUUUUUUCACCUUGCUCGGAAACAUAACACUUGAGUUUUUGGUGAAAUGUAAGUUUCCCUGUAGACUUAAAAGUUUGCUGGAAAUAUUCUAGUGUUUGGACCAGCAAUAGAUCAUCCUUAUUUUUAGAAUAUCUAUUCAAUUUGGAGCAACAGGAAAGAUAAUUAUGAACAAUUUUGUACUUUGUGGAAGAUCGUGAUUUCAGAUGACCCAACUCAUAGAUAGAUAUUAAGAAAGACUAAACCUAAAACUUUGUAACUCCAUCCUGUGUUGAGGUGUAUUGUGUUUAUUCUGUCUGCACAUCGUGUUUGCUGUUGCAGGGCAGUAACAAUUACUCGGCUGUUAACACAUUUAACUUUUUCAGCCUUAAUAUUUAUAUAACAUCUGAUUGUGUAAAACAGUUAAUAGAUAAUGCAGUUCUCACUCUAUUCUGUCUGCACAUCGUAUUUGCUGUUGCAGGGCAGUAGCAAUUACUCGGCUGUUAACACAUUUAACUUUUUCAGCCUUAAUAUUUAUAUAACAUCUGACAGCUGCUAAAAAUACUUGUUAUUGAGGAAAUUUUGAGGCCCCAUCCACACUUUCACAUUGUGAAUGUGCUAAAUGCAUUGUGUAUAAAAAAUCAAACUGCUUUGUAAAGGCUGCUUUGGUAAUCUAGAAAUUGAUGCAUCGGUUUCAGUAUCGACACUGUACUUCUGUUUUAAGAAGCAAUAGAAGUAACUAAAUGUAUGUCUACUGAUUCACAACUUUUUCCUGCUGGUUUCCAGAUGCAAUUGCAGAUCACUUGUUUCUCCUCUUCCUCAAGUAAGUUAAAUUUGUCAGGGUCCAGAGCAUUGUCUGUAUGUCUGAAACAUUUUUUAUAUAAUUUACUAUAUCGUCAUGCUUGUCUAUGGGGAUACAUUUCCUGUUACAGAGAUAUUGCUAGACUUGCACAUAUCUUUGACAUGGCAUUCAUCAGUUACUUCUUAAGGAAAGUAGUUUCAGAUGUUCCUCUGUCUGAGCAUUGGAUUACAAUUAUGGGAAAGACUCCUCUUCUGAAAAUCUUUUCAUACUGUAAUUGUGGUAACUCUUUAGGUUACUGGGUUUGUUCCCUCACAACUACAAACCUUGUUUUUCCCCUUUCAGAAAAUUUGCACUGUUUAUUGGCUGCUGAUUCUGUCCAGCAUUUCCAACUUCUGCCAAUCAAACAAGCAAACAAACAAUAAAACAGAACUUUUUUCAUGGGUAGACAUGUAUGUUGUUACUCUUACCAAAGUUAAAAAAACCAAAAGUCUACUUAAGCCACAAGCACCAACAUAUUGUAAUCUUAACACACACUGCUGUGUCUCUGGAGUCCCAAAAUAUUUUCAGAAUCGCCUUCUCUGGUAAUUACUGUCCACAUCCUGAUUAGAUGCAAAAAAGGGCAUUCCUUAUAAAACAAAAGGUUUAUUUACUUAUUCUUUAAAAUUCUCUAUUAUUUCAAAAACCUUCAACGAAUAUAAAAAGAAUUGCCUGAAAAGGCAAAGCAUGCCACAUCAAAGUCUAAAUGCAGAAUCUAAAGGUGAAGUCCAAAAAUAGAGCACAGGUUACAAAAAUACAGGAAAUCACAAAGCAAAAAGCACAGAUAAAUACAAGAAACACUCAACUGCCUAGUGUGUUCCAAAUGAGCUACCAGGAACUGUAAGGCCCUCCAAUAUAUAGGGUGGAGAGCAGUUCCUGGUGGUGAUUUGUCAGGUGGCCCCACCCCUUGUGGAACCACCCACUAAACACAUGGGACAUAAUCAAACACAAAGAAUAAUACACAUAAUAAAAGAAGCAUUAAUACAAAUAAAUGGCACACAAUUAGACAAAACAGACAAAAAACACAACUUUGAACCCCAGCCAGAAAAUAAAUGCUGGCUGAAACAUGACGCACACAGAGACUCUAGCCACACAAGAACUGAGUAUGAAUGAUGCCUGCACAGCUUAUCACUCCUUGGUACUCCACACAGAGACACAUAUACUCCACAUAGCUACAGCAUGAACAACACACCGGUUAAUCUAGACUUAAGGCUGACACAACUUGAUCCCAGAGAAUAACACACUUGGUUAAAAGCACUUGCCUACCAAUUACCUUGAGGUUCACUCUACUGGGGCAUCCCCCUCAGCCUGGCCAACCCUCUGAGAAAGACAGUGGCAAUCAUCUCACCCUAUGUACCUUGUAUUUACUCAAUUACUUCACUCUACAGUACAUGUAAAAACAAAGUAUACAAUUUAAAUGUAUCCAUAAAAGUAGAAUAAUGGCAGCAGUAUAAAAUAUAGCAAAAUCUGCAUAUAUAUGUUCUUAGAAAGCUUACUGAAGAUUAGCAGCCAUGUCAAAACAGGAGGUUGUCCUGGGUGGGUUUAAGAUUCAGCAAUGAUACAUGAGUUGCAUUCUCCGAUGUGCACUAGAUUUCUCUGAUGUUGCUCCCUCUGUCCUCAUCCUGAUCAGUUCUUUUACUGAUUGUACAAAAUUCUUUGCUAUUAUGCAAGAUUCUUAAGACUAAAAUGUUUCCAAAAUCAGUUGCUUUCGGUUCAUUAUAAUCCAUCUUAAACAAAUUAAAAAACA
Messenger RNA from Erpetoichthys calabaricus (reedfish), 4935 nucleotides. It is a transcript of the gene asns, whose product is annotated as asparagine synthetase. Lineage: Eukaryota; Metazoa; Chordata; Cladistia; Polypteriformes; Polypteridae. Gene Ontology annotation, cellular component: cytosol. The transcript has 12 exons. Gene Ontology annotation, molecular function: asparagine synthase (glutamine-hydrolyzing) activity. The coding region runs from base 133 to 1848 and encodes 571 amino acids. The record is from RefSeq and is a predicted model, not a curated record.